AUGUCCGACGUCCCACCAACCGAGUCCAUUCCCAAACCAGAGGAACCUAAAGAACCACAACAGUCUCCUCAGCAACCUCAGUUCCAGCAAGUACCUCCGAAUUACUACCAAUUUCCACCUCAAGGUUACUACCCACCACAAGGCUUCCCGAACUACCCUCCUCAGCCUAUGCCUUACUGCCCCAACCCUUGGAUGUUCCAGCAAGCUCCACCCCAGCAAUUCCAAUCUCAAUCCAAAUCGAAGAGAGACCAAGAGUUCGAAGAAGGUCUGAACCGCUUACGCAAAGAUUAUGCCACAGCCCCUAUUGAGAGAAAGUUGUUCCCGGACCAAAAAUAUAAUUUAGGUGAAGAGGUUAGAUCUCACCCGUUUUCUCACCUCUUUUUUCACCUCUUGAAUUUUCAUGAAUUUUCCCGAAAUAAAAAAUAA
Trichomonas vaginalis G3 is the source of this 426-nucleotide messenger RNA. RefSeq lists its product as uncharacterized. Lineage: Eukaryota; Parabasalia; Trichomonadida; Trichomonadidae. The record is from RefSeq and is a predicted model, not a curated record. The transcript has a single exon. Bases 1 to 426 code for a protein of 141 amino acids.